CACUUCAUUUGAGCUGCUAAUACUGUUGACUUGUAGAUUUUGCUUCACUCACAGCUCGCACCGAGUAUUUGCUUCUUACUAUCACAGCGACUCCUACUGUACCCUCGCGCACUACAUUCAUAAGAACUGUUGUCUGAAAAAUCACAGCAUUUCCACUGUAAACGUGGAAGAAAAUAUACAUGUGGUGUGAUCUCAAUCUGCUGGAUGUAUACGUUUGAUAUCGACCCUGAAAGACCUGCAGUACAGUUCAUGCUGGGAGACUCUGAUUUACUGAUGGCUGGAGGAAAAGGAAAGUUCAUGUCUUUGCAAUUGGCACCGUCUUAUAAACCCAAAAUAACAUUUAAAACCAGCUCCAGGUUGGAAAUGUGGAAGCUCUCCACUACCUGUCCACCAACUGCUCAAAAUGUGAGGCGAUACAGUCGACCUGUAACGGCACCACAGGGCAGGACUGAGGAAGCUUUGGAAAAAGUUGGUCACAUCAACAUGUGUGAAAAUGGAACGCAGUAUCUUCUGCAGGAGGAUGAUUUUUUUAUUCUUGUUGGUUAUACUCGCUGCUUCCCGAUAACCGUGCAGUCCAGAGACACGUCAUCUCUGCUUCUCUCCUGGACUGUAACCUCCCCUUUGCACACAGUGGCCCUGUAUGAUAUAACAGGGAAGUGGCUGAGGAAUGAAACCACUGAUGAGACGCUGUACAGGGUGGCUGGCCUGGAGCCCUGCCGAGAGUACAGAGUCUGCGUCCACUUAGGAAGCCUCCUCGCUGUUGUGUGUGUAUCGGCUUUAACAGACCCUAUGAAACCGAGCAACUUCAGCAUACUUCGCUCCAACUCCAUCAGCAUCACAGUUUCAUGGACAUACCCACAAUUGACACAUUUCUCCUGGUUCCGUCUCACCGUCUUCCUUUUCAACCACACUCUAGGUGCAUACGUGCAACGGGAUUCGCCUUAUGAACAUGCAGAGUUUGAUUCUGAGUUUGUUGUUGAAGGCAUUCCUCCGUGCAGUAAAGUGCGCCUCGCCCUGCAGACGGUCUGUGAGACCCAAGUGCACAUGACAAGCAGCCUGCCAGUUCUUGUCGACGGCAGCACAGGUCCUGGAACUGUGUACGAUGUCCAGUUCAUGUCCGAGGAAUUCAGGAUUGUGUGGAAUUCCCAUUCUGGGCCUGACGUUGCCUUUGGCUACCAGCUGUUAAAAAGGGGUGAUGUACUUCAGAGGGGGUCUGUAAACUCCACUUCCCUCGAUAUUGGCUACAUGGUGCCUGAUUCCGAUUCUCUCCUUGAACUUGAACUGUUUGAGACAUGCUUUAAGAUGAGAGGUCAUUCUGUCUUCUAUCAGUUUGACUAUAAAGCCGUCUCUCAAAACACGUGUAAACUAUGUGAGCUGUCUGAACUUGCCAUUGUAGUUCCGUGGAAGCUUCCAUCCCACCUGAUGGACACUUUUGCAAAGCCCAGACUUAAAUUUAAAGAAAUUUUCAAACACAAGCUGGAGGCUAUGUUUAAGGGAUACGAAGGGGCAGCGGGAGUUGUAGUUGAACUGCUAGAUUUCUCACAGCUUGAGAAUGCAACUCGAAUACACUUUGAAGUCUUUGUUGUAGAUGGCAAUGGAAGCAAAGUGCUGCUAAGUGAAGAGACACAGAGGAAGCAUAUUGAAUCUCUUAACCUCACUAACAUCACUGUCAAGGACAACCGCACUCUGCAAUGGGAUGAUACAGAUGAGUGUGCAUCCUCUCACCUGAAUAAGUGCCUCAAACACUCCCGUUGCAUCAACACCCUGGACUCGUACACCUGUGUGUGCUCUCCAGGGUACUUUGACUUCAGUGAGGUUGCCAGUACUGAGGGAGCACUCUGUGACGAGGCUGGAAUGUAUGUUCUCUGUGAACCUGGCUUGAUGAAAGUUGGAAUUUCGAAAGAGUUUCUGAAGAGCCGGCUUGCUGAGGACCUCAGUCUGGUUCUGAAUGAUGGUAGCUGCCUGGCUGAAGAGGGAGCGGAUCUCUAUUACUACUCCAUCAGAGACCAGCACACCUACUGUGGAGCUCUGAUUCAGGUGAAUGACACCCAUGCAGUGUUUAAGCAUACAGUCUACACUACCCAUCAGUCCAGGCAGGUUGUCACUCGCACUGACCUGACGCUGGCAUGGGAAUGUGUGUAUCCUCGUGAAUACCUGCUGCAGACCCAGCCAGGAUUGGAUCCAUCCAGUGUGCCUGUGUCGGUAGUGCUGAUCCAGUACAAUUCCACUGGGAUUCUUCAGCUCCGCAUGACUCUCCAUAGGGAUGACAGGUUCAGCGAUGACCAGCUCCUACAGGAAGUGCUGUACUGGCCAAGCAGUGACCUCUUUUUUGAAGUGACGCUCGGUGCUCCACAGGGAACCUUCGCUGAUGGCUUUGUUUUGGAGGUGGUUUCCUGUUGGGCCACACAGACCCCAAACUCAGCAGAAGAACCAAAGACCUUCUUUCUGAAAGGAAGCUGCCCGGUUGAUCACACGUUCAAGUGGUAUUCUGUGCAGGAAGCUGAGCAGCGGAGUCGUUUUUCCGUGCAAAUGUUUUCCAUCGCCCCCUACAAUCCUAUCCACGUUCACUGCUGGAUCAAGAUCUGUACUGUGACAGAAAAGCACAACUGCUCAAGGAAAUGUCUAGCUAUGCCUUCUGUGAGGAGAAGGCAUUUAAAUCCCAACCUAAAACCAGGUGAAGCAGUCCUUUCAUUGGGGCCAAUCGCUGUUUGGGAUCAUCCAGAUAACAUGAAGGAGGACCCUGGGCUAUCAUUUUGGGGAAAAGUUCAAAAUGCGAUGUUGGUGGAACAGCAGGAUUCCUGCUUUUAGCUUUGUUUGGUGUGAUUGUACUGAAGGUCAUUGUGAGAGACAGCAAGUUGCAUCAAGAAAGGACUGCGGCACUACAGAAUCACCAUGAGUAGCCAGUGUUUCUAUAAAAAAAAAAGUUUCAAAAGCUAACUCUGUUUUACUUUCUGGACCAAUAACAAAAAUAACUCCUCUUUGGUCAAGAAGUCCAGAGCUGUGUACGUGCAUGGGAACUCCAUCGUGGUGUUCAGUGCGGACCAAGGCUUUAAAAUGGGUAUUAAUCUAAGCCCCUUUAUCUUUAAGUUCACUUGUAUGUGUUUUUUUUGUUUAAUUGUGAAAUAUUAAAUAAAUACACCCUAUAUUUUGGAAGUUUGCCUGGUUUCUAACAUCCACUGGGAUUGAGUUCAAAAGAAUUUGAUAUUGCUGAUUUAACAUUAAUUCUGGAGAUUUUUUUACAUGUAAGAAUUUUGCAUGUGCUCAGAAUAAACAUGAUCUAAAUCCUUAACACAACACCCCCAUCAUUGCACAAAUAAGCAUCAUG
Molecule: messenger RNA, 3325 nt
Organism: Acipenser ruthenus (sterlet)
Lineage: Eukaryota; Metazoa; Chordata; Actinopteri; Acipenseriformes; Acipenseridae
Product: uromodulin-like 1
Exons: 17
Coding region: 205-2808 (867 amino acids)
Biological process (GO): neutrophil migration
Cellular component (GO): apical plasma membrane; cell surface
Molecular function (GO): protein binding; calcium ion binding
Source: RefSeq, a predicted model, not a curated record